Physella acuta is the source of this 1222-nucleotide messenger RNA. RefSeq lists its product as uncharacterized. The record is from RefSeq and is a predicted model, not a curated record. Lineage: Eukaryota; Metazoa; Mollusca; Gastropoda; Physidae.
UGAAAGUCGCCGUAUAAAUACAAGAGAUAAAUGUGCAGACAUUCAUGUUACGAUGCUCGGUCUUUAGGCUAGACUCUCAUAAACAUCAGGUUAAUUAAUUAAUUACAGUGGAGCCAUCUAAUUAGAAGAUACUUAAGUGAAACAAGCGCGUGCCAUCGGAAUGGAGGCGGAGCCAUGUUUGAUCUUCACAGAGCACGUCAACCACUACAACAACCCCGCAGGGUUUCCUUCAGUACAGCCGCUGCCCUACAACGUGAACCCCGCCCACAUCAGUUGGCAGAUGUUGGAGGCCAGCAGGCUCAGACGACUGGGGAUUCCCCAUCGAGAUUCCCGGCGCUGUAACAUUGUGUACAACAGUCAAGUGCCCAAGGAAAACGCCGCUUUGAACCAGAUGCCCAGACGCCAGCCCCCGUGUAUCGACGUCCUGCUAGAGAACACCAAACGGUUCAACACCAACUCGCUGGCACCGUUCUACACUCACGAGAAGCGCACGUGCGGCUACUUCUUCUCACGGGAGACGGACAACAGGAUCACCAAAAAUGGCGUCCCACCCAGUGACUUGGUCGCCUGGAGGUCAAACUCGUUCAUCUGAUGCCUCGGGUUUAUCAUUUUGUGGAGGUUUAACAUCGUUCAUCUGAGGCCCGAGUUUAGCAUAUGUGUAGAGUUUAACAUCGUUCAUCUGAGGCCUCGAGUUUAGCAUUUUGUGGAGGUUUAACAUCAUUCAUCUGAGGCUCUAAGUCUAGCAUCUGUGUAGUUUAACAUCAUUCAUCUGAGGCCUCGAGUUGAGCACAUGUGUAGAGGUUUAACAUCGUUCAUCUGAGGCCGAGUUUAGCAUUUCUGUAGAGUUUAACAUAAUUCAUCUAAGGCCUCAAGUUUAGCAUAUCUCUAUAGUUAAACAUCAUUCAUCUGAGACCUCGGGUUUAGCAUUUCUUUGGAGUUUAACAUCGUUUAUCUGAGCCCGAGUUUAGCAUAUCAGUAGAGUUUAACAUCGUUCAACUGAGGCUCCAAGAUUAGCAUAUCUGUAGAGUUUAACAUCGUUCAACUGAGGCUCCAAGUCUAGCAUAUCUGUAGAGGUUUAACAUGGUUCACUUAAAGCUUAUAACCUAUAACAGCCCUAGUAUCCCAAUAGAAAACACCAUCUCAGUAUUUUCCUAUGUAGUAGAUAGCUGUCAAAUAAAAUAGUUUACUAUUUAGAUAGCAAAGAGAAUUACAUCUGUAGUAG